Molecule: messenger RNA, 1166 nt
Organism: Schistocerca piceifrons (Central American locust)
Lineage: Eukaryota; Metazoa; Arthropoda; Insecta; Orthoptera; Acrididae
Exons: 4
Coding region: 174-803 (209 amino acids)
Molecular function (GO): N-acetyltransferase activity
Source: RefSeq, a predicted model, not a curated record
AUAGGGCAGACGGCGGUCGUUACGUCAGUGAUCGGAGGCGGGGCCACGGAGGCGUCGAGGCCACAGCGGCCAGCAGUGUUCGCGGAGGCGGCGGCAGAGCUGCAGCUGAGCAGAGGCGAGGCGAGCUGAGCUCAGCCGGUGCUUAGCGACGGCGGCCCGGGUUGCAGGAGGAGAUGGUGGGCCCCGGGCUGGAGUACCGUGUGGUGCGCGGCAGCGCGGCCGACUGCUCGCGCGUGGAGAGCUUCCUGCGGCGCGUGUUCUACCCGCGCGAGCCGCUGUGCGCCGCGCUGGGCUUCACGGCGGGCCCGGCGGACGCGGCGGACAUGCCCGCGCUGGACGACCUGCGCGCCGGCUGGUCGCUGCUCGCCGAGCGCCGGCACGACGGCGUGCUAGUCGCCGCCUGCAUCUGCGCGCUGCUGCAGCCGGCCGAGGACGGCGGCGCCGCCGGACACCACCGGCAGUUUGGGGACGAGCGCAUGGCGGAGAUCUGGCGCGUCGUGGGCGGUGCGCACGCGGCGGCCGGGCUGGAGGGGCGGCGCGCGCUAGACGUGUCGCUGCUGGCUGUGGACCCCUCGUUGAGGGGCGCCGGGCUGGGCCUGGAGCUGCUGCGGCGCGCCGCCGACGUGGGCCGCGAGGCCGGCGCCCCGCUGCUCACUGUGGUCUGCACCAGCGCCUACUCGGCGCGCCUCGCCCACAAGCUGGGCAUGCGCUGCCUGCACAGCCUGCCCUACCACCAGGCCGGCCUCGCCCACCUGCCCCAGGAGCCGCACACGCACGUCCACGUCUACGCGCUGGACCUCUAACAGGCAUCCUACAGAAACUUCUCUUAGCCUGGAUGAAAGCGGGAUAAUGGAGGUGGAGGGACGCCGUCACUGGCAACACACAGGCCGGGCUGCUGGUCGCAAGCUUACGCGAAGUUUCGACGGCUGACGACCACAACUUCGGGAAAGUGUUUCCUGUCAUCCAGGAAAGAUGUAAUAGUGUAUGUCAGCGAAAUAACAGUACUGACUUUCAAAUGUGACACGAAAAGACUAUUUUCUGACGUUUUGCAUCGCGCAAGGACAGUGCAGAAUGUCUAAUGUUCUUUAAUGUAUUGAUAAUGUAUAUAAACAUUAAUAAGAGGGGAGAUACGAUGAAACAUGAAAAUAUAUAAUAAUCUGAAUGUA